Molecule: messenger RNA, 1590 nt
Organism: Aspergillus caelatus
Lineage: Eukaryota; Fungi; Ascomycota; Eurotiomycetes; Eurotiales; Aspergillaceae
Product: putative MFS alpha-glucoside transporter
Exons: 2
Coding region: 1-1590 (529 amino acids)
Biological process (GO): carbohydrate transport; transmembrane transport
Cellular component (GO): membrane
Molecular function (GO): carbohydrate:proton symporter activity
Source: RefSeq, a predicted model, not a curated record
AUGACGAGUAAAUCUGCAGACAAGCAGACCACGCUGGUUCAAUCUGUCCCAGUGUCAGCGAUCGAGGAUGCAGAGCUUUCGUUUCUGUUUUCGAAGGAUGAGCAUAACCAGGGCUUUUGGACCGCCAUGCGGCUGCACUGGCCCGCGGUGGGGUGGGGUUUAUUCAUGAAUCUGGCAACUAUUCUUAAGGGGAUCGACGGGGGUGUAGUGAAAGGUCUCGUCGGCCUGGACGUGUUCAAGGAGACCUAUGGUUACAAAUACAACGGAACUUACAUGAUCGCCGCGCAGUGGCUUUCGGCCUUCAACUAUGCCAACCUGCUCGGUGCUAUUGUAGGUGCUCUCUGCUCUGGAGCUGCCUACAACCGCUUCGGGCCCCGUACCAUGAUCGCGAUAUGCUCGUGCUUGUCCAUCGCGUUCAUUUUCAUCCAGUUUUUCAGCCACACGCCCGCCCAGCUUUUCGUCGGGCAACUUGUCAACGGCGCGGUGAUCGCAUUCUACCCAAUUUGCGCUUCGGCGUACGUCGGCGAAGUGACUCCACUCGUCCUGCGCGGGUUUGCCGCAACCAUGACGAACCUGGCGUUUUCCAUCGGCUCCUUGAUCGCCUCGGGCAUCUUGAAGGGGACAGCGUCGAUGAACAGUGAGUUGUCCUACAAAAUCCCUAUCGCCACUCAGUGGGCAUUGCCCUGUGUCAUGCUGUUCCUGGUAUUCUUCUGUCCGGAUCCACCGUACUGGCUGUGUCGCAAGGGCCGAUACGACGCAGCACGCGUAUCUCUAAGUCGCCUGGCUACACCCAGCAUAGACGUAUCGCGAAAGCUGGCGCAUAUUCGAGAAACACUCCGUCUCGAGGAGGAGUUCCAGGGCGACCGGCCCCACUACAUGGAAUGCUUCCGCGGGCCUAACUUCCGCCGACUGAUGAUUUGCGUGAUGGCGUACAGCAUGCAGGCGUUCACCGGCAACGUGUUUUUCAUUAACUAUGCCGUGCACUUCAUGGAACUGGCUGGUCUGGAUUCAUCCGAUGCCUUCUCAAUGAACCUCGGUCUGACUGCCAUCGGAUUCCUGGGCACCUGUAUCUCUUGGCUGUUGCUAUCGUAUGUCGGCCGGCGAACCAUGUACCUUUUCGGCUGCUCUUCACUAGCGCUUCUGUUGUUUAUCAUCGGUGCCGUCGACCUCGCACCGCGUCAAACGAACACGGUAUGGGCACAGUGUGGUCUGAUGUUAGUCUGCACAUUUGUAUACGACCUCAGUCUCGGCCCGUUCUGCUACGUGCUUCUGGCCGAAGUAUCCUCCGCUGCGCUGCGAGGGUUUACGAUCGCUUUAGCAACGGUAGCUUGCUUCGUGUGGUCGGUAGUCUUCGCGGUCGCUAUCCCGUACGCCAUGAAUGAAGACCAGGCCGACUGGAAGGGGAAGAUUGGAUUCCUCUUCUCUGGACUUAGUGUACUGUGUGUUAUUUAUUGUUACUGGUGUAUGCCAGAAACCAAGGGGAGGACGUUUGAGGAAUUGGAUAUUCUUUUCGAAAGAAAGGUCCCCAGUCGGAAGUUCAAGUAUUAUAAGAUAGACAUUGAUAUUGACGGGAGGAGGCUGGAGGAAUAG